Molecule: messenger RNA, 15459 nt
Organism: Lymnaea stagnalis (great pond snail)
Lineage: Eukaryota; Metazoa; Mollusca; Gastropoda; Lymnaeidae
Source: the annotation of a GenBank genome assembly
GAAUUGUUGGCUUGUUAAGGAUGUUUUGAAGAGAAUUGUUAAAUCUGAGCCCAUUGAAAUAACGUUUGAUACGUUUGAUUAUUGUGAACUAUUUCAAACCAUGGUUUGGUUUGUGGUUUUGGAAUUUUUUUAGAAGUUAAUUUUAAAUGCACGAAAAUCAAUAAAAUAGAUCAUGAAUUUUAUCUAAAUCAAACAAUAUAAUCAUACCAAAAACAAAAUGUACAAAAAGUUUUUUAAAAUGUACUUAGUUUUAAGCUACUUUUUAAAAAUUAUUUUUAAGUAAAGCAGAACUCGUCAUAAGUAUACAAAUUAAUUUAGUUUUAUUAUAACUCUAUUUAUUUAGCAAAAAUGUGUACAUAUAUAUAUAUAUAUAUUUAAAUAUAUAUAUAUAUAUAUAUAUAUAAAUAUCUAUCUUUUGUUUUACAAUAAAGUUUCAUUUUUGGACAGUGUUAUAGAUUCGAUAUUCAAGUUUAAAUCGUUCUCAAAGACGAGAGAAUGUCAAGACAUUUACAAUGAUUUAUAACAAACGUUACUUAGUUGUGUGUCUCUUGGCGUUAGCCAGUUCCAAAGGUAAUUUGAAAAUUUGAUUGACAAUUAUUAUUUUUUAUAAGUUUCACAUUUAAGUUUUUUUUUUCCUCAUAUUAAACAAGGACGAAAAUCAUGAUUAGUUCGUCAUCCAUUUUUUUUUUUUUUGGUCACAUUCAUGGUAUGAUAGAAUUGAAUUUUGUCUGCUCUAUAUCUAUUUGAAACAAAUUUUUGGACACAAGGGUGUGAAUUUAUAUAUCAAAAACAUUUCGAUUCCAGUGAUUUCAAAGAAGAUUCCAUGUGCACAAACAUUUAAUGGCAAGUUCGUUGACAUAUCCUGCCAUUCAAACAACGCUUACCCGGGAUCCAAUUGUACAUGGAUUCACCAGAAGCCGAGCAACAGGGUAUAACCGAUUUAUGCUAUUUAGUGUUAUAAUUACUAUGCAUGAUUUUAAUAUCAUAUGCUUGAUGCUUUUGGAAUAGUAGUUUAGUAUUUGGUUACAUUCACUUAUAGCAUCGUCUUUUGUGCCAUCUAUUUUAUACUUACAGUUUUUUUCUUCUUCAAAACUAAUCAAAAACAAACAUAAAAAUAAUUAAACAAAUGAGUACAUUCUAUAAAUUGUUGGAGCCUUUUAAAUUGAAGCAAAUGAAGAGGAAUCAAUAACUGUAGCAUGGUUAAUCGGUGGAUACUUAAUAAUUACGAUUAGUUUGGAAAAUACAAAUGACAUGAAAUGAAAAAAAAUAUUAAACCUUUAAAUUCUCAUAUCGGAGUCUUUUCUUUCUUUUUUUUUUUUUAAAGUAAUGCAAACACACUUUCAAUACAUGCGUAUUUAUAGCAGUGGUUUUUGUUUAUCACACAAUCGGUAUUGACAAAAAAUGUAUCUCAAUUAUUAUUUUUUUAUUUUUUUUUUGAACGGUGUAACAAGUCUUUAUGGUACAGCUUUCCAUUCACUGAGCGUUGGAGAAACACAGUAACAACGACUUGUACAACGAGUAUAAAAGAGCCAGAUGUAGGGACACACACUGUCGUACUUAGCAUUGCGUCUAAAACUGGGGGAGAUGAAAAAGAGAUUGGACAUGUCCAAUACAACAUUGGUAAGAGAAUAAUGAUCUCUAUUAAAGUAUUCAUCUUGUAAACUCUUCCAAUGAUCAAAAAAGUACAAUUAAUGUGAACAGGCGCAAUUCAAUAACGAACCUGAAAUGACAAAAUAAGAUGCGUGAAUUUUACAGUUUUACUUAAAGGUAUUAAAAAUUUCAUGUCAAUGUUCAAUUUUCGACCAAUCAGAACGCGAGGUUUUAAAUGUUUAAAUAUCUCCAGCUUUCAGUCACAUUUCAGAUAUGUACUUUUAAAAUUAUGUAUAUAUAUAUAUAUAUAUAUAUAUAUAUAUUUGUGUUCUUCAGAAGCACCAAGCAACUUGCCUAAUUUCCAAACAAGGAAUGGCGAAAUAAUAAAUUCUGAAAUUUUCCUAACUGAUGAUGAAGAUGUCAGAUUGGAAUGUUAUCAGUAUGGCGGUGUACCUAGAGUAUACAAUAUCAGUAUUGUAUGUGACAUGAGCAAAACGCAUGAGCCUUAUAGUGGAUAUAGUGAAGGCAAUCACGGCAUCUGGAUUAAAGUUAAUCGAGCUUGGGAUCAAACGACUUGCACCUGUUACACACAUCACAUUUCCACACCAAAUCAUUUCAAGAAAUCUAUGAAGAUAUUUGCAAUAUGUGAGUACUGAAACAAAGACUUGACGACUUACAAGUUAUCGUAACACUUCCUGAAACAUGUCAUACUUAAAUUGUUGAAACAAAACAAUUUCUUUUCAGUUUAAUUCAGAUUAUUUAACAAAAAGCUACAAUAUAUAAAUAUAUAUAUAUAUAACAAAAAGCUACAAUAUAUAUAUAUAUAUAUAUAUAUAUAUAUAAUUUUUAUUGAUAUAAAUGUCUCUAUUCAGAUUAUGAAUUACAUUACAAUAUCACGAUAAAAGCGAUACGUAGUAUAUAAAUGAAUGAAAAUCUAGAUUUGGCAAAGCUAUGGCUUUGCAAUAUAUAAAUCUUUUAAAAUAAUUGAAGCAUAAUUGAUAAAUAUUUUUUUUUAACGAAAUAUUAAUCAUAAAUUCAAAUUUACUGUUUUUAAAAAGCUAUGCGAAGUUGAAAUUAACAAUGACCUUGCAGCCCCUCCAAAGAAACUCACGUGCGAUUAUACCUUUCUGGGGGCGACGACGGCCCAGGUCACGUGUACCACUACACGAGUGUAUCCCAAAGCUGAAUGUAAAACUCACUUGCGCAAUUCAAAGUCAUCAAAACUUGUAAGUAAUAAAAUAUUUUAAUAGUUGAAUCCUUUGUGGCAAUAAAUUGUGGUAUUGAGAUAUUUAUCUUUAGAUGAAAGUUUCACUUUGAGUUGCUUUGAAUAAUUGAAAUUUUUAUUAAAACCCAAAAACAACAUUUGGAAAACAAAUCAGACAACAAAGACAUUAACAUGCUCUCCCUUGUUUUAAAUACAAAAUAGAACUAUUGAAGAGUGAUAAAAUCAUCUAAAACAGCUGUUUAGUCCACGUUUUAAUUUUGAAGCUCUUAACAUCUCGCCACUUGCUCUUCCGUGGUUUAAGUAGUUUUUCAUAUGACAUUCUGAAACAUUUCAGUGUGUCAUUAAAAUCGAGUUACUCACCCGGGUCUUAAUUUAAAGAAGGUUAAUUAAAGUGUUGACAGUUCGUCUGAAAAUUGUUUUAAGUUUCUAGAGAAUGUGAACCAUUUUUAAAUGGCGCAAAACUUUUGAAAUUAUUUAUUUAAAGUUUUAUCAAAAUGGUUAUAUGUUUCUAAAUAUUUUUUUUGUAAUGUGGAGUAUGCUCAUUUAUAUAGAUGAAGACAGCUUUGCCUAUUUCCUUUAAAGUAAUUUAAUGUUUAGAAGACGAGUUGGCUUAACUUCAAUGUUCGUUAUUUGAAAUUUCUUAAAAAUCUCAGUACAAGUGCAAAAACUCAGUUCGGUGUCAUUAUUUAAAAUUAAAAUAGGUACAUCACCCAUCUGAACAUCAACCAACCCUGGAAUCUGGCUACUUCACGACAAAAUGUUUAUCAAGUUUCGUUCUCACAAAUCAGUUGAAUUAUGACGUCGAUGUGGAGAUGUAUCCAUAUCUGAAUAAUUACAACACAUACAAAACACCGGCCAUGAAAUCAGCACGUGUCUUAGUAACCGUAGGUAAGUUGGGAUACACUACAGGUAAUCUAAAACGCAUACAAAUAUUUACAUUUACAAUAACAUAAAUGUCCAAUUAAAUAUUACACAAAUUGAGCAGUUGAAUGUAUAAUAUAUCUGAAAUUCACAGUCUAAAUUUGUAAAAUAUGUUACAAUGAAAUUGAAGGUUUUUUUUUUUUUUUUUAAAUAUCGUUUUCCUAUCACUACAAAAAAUGCCAAGUUAAAAAUAAAAAAAAUCCUAAAAUUGAGAAUUAUGAAAAAUUUUAAAUCAUAAAUAUUUGUAUUUCAUUUGAAUUGUAAUGACUAGUUUUUAAAUGAUUCUUUUUUUUUUAUAUGAAUCCAAGAACCUCCCAAACAAGCACCCAGUUUGAAAAUAUUAAACGGAGACCUCGUUGGUGAUGCGUUGACCGUAAGAGAUGGAGAUCACAUCACUGUUCACUGUUCGGUGACUGGAGGGAGACCAUCCGUGAUACGAACUCAAAUUGACUGUGGUUGGAGACUAUACACCAACAAUGGGGCGUCUGCUACCUUCAGCCUGCGUGUAAAUUUUAGCAUGCACCAACGCGUAUGCACGUGUUCUGCCAGACACGUAUCUGAAAUGUAUCAUCUGACCACUGCAUUUAGCCUCAACGUUCAAAGUAUGCACAUAUUUUGUUUCGUUUCAUGUAUUCACUUUUUUCAUGACAGGAAAUAAUUUUUUUUAGUUAAAAAGUAAGCUAUGUAAGCUAUUAUUGGCAAUUAUGGAAUUGAAUACGAAUUUAGACACACAUUUUAAGGGUAUCUAUUUUUUUAAAUGUCAAAUAUGUAUUCAUAUUUAAAAGCAAUAAGUAGUUUAUUAGCAAUGUUAUUAGAGUUGCAUAAUUUUGAAGAAAAAAAUGCAAACUUCAUACUUAUUGUAUGACUCAAUGAGAAAUAGCUACUUCAAAUAUAUAUAUAAUUGUAUUUACUUCCUGUUUGUAUCAUUGGCAACUUCUAGGGUUUUGAGUGAGUUAGUUAAUGUGGGUUAAUUAAAUGUAUAAACUGUAUUUUAUAGGGGUGAGAUUAACAUGAGCAAUGGCGUCAAACAUUUUUUUUUUAAAAUCAAACAUUCAAUUUUUAUACGCAAAUGUUUUAAUGGUUUAUACUUUGGUUAUAUCACAAAAGCUCAGACAGUUAUUAACAGUCUACAGUUUCUUCCACCUCCUGGUCACAUGACCAAUGAGUACACACCCGGAUCACAGUUAACUCUAUGGUGCAACGGCACUGGAAAUCCGAAACCUAAAAGUGAUUUAAUUUAUGUGAAGGAAAGUAGACAAUUAGAUCAUGCCGACGCUAAAGCAUCACAAAAGGUGCGUACUACAGAUCAUUUCCACUACUGUGUAUACAAUGUACGUUUCGCCUCGUUCCUAUAGCUUUACAAUUAUAAAGAUAGCACUUCAGUCAUUAAUAGGUUGAUAUAAAUAUGACUUACGUGUAUGAAACAUUACACUAAGAUGUUUUUCUCAUGCUGCCAUUAGAUUAUCUUGAAAUAUAUUAAACACUAUGAGAUUUAGGGCCAUUUUGUAAGCGAAAUUUUGAAACCAGUGCCCUACCUGUGGUUAUAACUAUUAUAAACAAUUUAUUUUAAUCCCAUACAUGAAACCAAUGAGCUGUUGUAUGAUCUUAAUUAUAAUCGAGGGCUACACUUGAAAAUUGAUUUGUAUUUUUUAAAUUUUAAUUUUUAAGGCCUAUAUGUAAACAUUGACUUAAUUUGUUUUAGAAGCCUAUAGUUGAAAAAAAUUGAUUUUUUUCCACAGACCAUUCGUUAUUAUUUGAAACAUUCAAUGACAGCGAUCUGCAAUAAUACAGGUGCAUACAGGUGUUCAGUCUCUAAUCACUUGAAUACAAUUGAAUCUAGUCAAGAGAUUGAAUUAAAAGUUAAUUGUGAGUAAAUGUAUGAAAUUUCUAAUACAUAUAAUUGUAUCUAUAUUUGUUAGAAUUUGUAUACAUAAAUUAUUUUAGAUCUAUGAUAAAAUAUGCUUUUCUAAUCAACAAUUUCUUCAAAUAACAUAAUAUUAUUUAUUUUUUACGAGGAAGGACUUAUCCCUUUAUUAUAUGAGCCUGGUUUUCUCUAUUGGACUUUUGAUUGACACAUUGAGAAAACUCGAUAAUCCACUUUUUAGACAAUGGGGUGGGAACUGAUAAAGUCGGAACCGUCGCAUGACUUCUGGAGGCCCCCUUGCUAUUUUCGAGAGUUAGCCUCCUGCAGAAUAAGUUAUUUUUUCGACAUCACUACUUUGGACCCCUUAAAAUAUCCAAGGCCAAUUGCAUUCGCAGGGGUUGAAGGUGCCACUAUUGUUAUGAUGGCUAGCACAAUCCUUGUCCCCAUCGCAUUCACAGAGGUGGUAGUGCCCACUAUUGUUAUGAUGGCUAGCACAAUCCUUGUCCCCAUCGCAUUCACAGAGGUGGUAGUGCCCACUAUUGGUAUAAUGGCUAGCACAAUCCUUGUCCCCAUCGCAUUCACAGAGGUGGUAGUGCCCACUAUUGGUAUAAUGGCUAGCACAAUCCUUGUCCCCGGCGCCUUCACAGAGGUUGUAGGGCCAACUAUUGGUAUAAUGCCUAGCACAAUCCUUGUCACCAUCGCAUUCACAGAAGUUGAAGGGCCCACUAUUGGUAUGAUGGCUAGCACAAUCCUUGUCCCCAUCGCAUUCACAGAGGUUGUAGGGCCAACUAUUGGUAUAAUGGCUAGCACAAUCCUUGUCCCAGGCGCCUUCACAGAGGUUGUAGGACCCACUAUUGGUAUGAUGCCUAGCACAAUCCUUGUCCCCAUCGCAUUCACAGAGGUUGUAGGUCCCACUAUUGGUAUCAUGGCUGGCGCAGCAAUCUUUUUCUCAAGUCUUACUAACUGAGCUGUCAAAAUAAAACCAUUUUUAAACUUUAUUUUAUUCCUCUAAGUCUUGUCAUUUUGUAAUAUAACCUGUUUAAAUUGUAUGGUAUUUCGCUAAGCCUCCAAAUAGUUUGGUCAUUUUGAAUUCAAUGUCUCUUGCCCUUUCUUUGAACCCCCAAAAACCUAUUUCUUAUAAGUUCAUCGUUUCAAACAUAUGAUUUAAAUUAGCUCUCAAAGACUGAGACCUAGAGGUAUAUUAUUGCAUUUUUUUAAAUUCAACUUUAGGCCGAAUACAUCACUGUAGUUCAUCUGAUGAUCUGCCCGGCUUUGGUGUCCAAGUUGGUGAAGACAUCCACAUAAUUCUGUGCGUGAUCGCUUACCAAACACCAAUCAAAAUCACUCUACACGCAGGUGAUUUAUGAUUUAUGACGUAGCUUAUGUAAAAAAAUUAAUAAGCGUUAAAAUAUUUCAAAUCUCAGAUCAAAUUUCUGCAAUGGAAUUUUUUUUAAAAUUAUUUCUUUGCAUAAAGAUUUCCCCUGAUAAUCCAUUACGAUAAUUUUAAUCUGACGAUUCUAAAAACUAUAAAUUAUUAGUAUCAUUAAUCAACGCAUAAAAACAUGUACAAUGUGUGUGAAUUCCAAUUCAGAUAAUAACAGUAAUUAAAGUAGGCAUAAAAUGGAAAACAUGACAAUCAAUUAUGAAAGGUAAUCAUUAAAUUGAAGAUACGCUUUAACGUUUUUUGAUGAAGAACAAAUACUCUCUACGCUAUGAUAAUUUAAAGAUACAUAAAUAAUUCGUCUAUUUACCACAUGCCUAUUGACCGAGAACAAAUGGCGUCUUUUUAAGAUGCACUCGAAUUUUCAGGUAACGGUUCGGCGGAAGCUGAUGCAAGAAACUAUACCGUGAGAUUCACAGAUACAGACAGGACGUUGUCACGUGGCCUGGUCAAUGUUACAAUGCACAACAUGGCUGUCGGUGACCUUGGAAUGUAUUCAUUGCGACUCACUCUGCCCCCACAUGGCCCAGUUGAAGAAUCAAUUUUGAACUUUACCCUCUAUGCCAAAGGUGAGAAUAAUUAAAUCAUCGCUACUUUUUUUAAAAGUAACCUAUACAGUUUAAUACGUAUGAAAACGAAUUUUUAAAAAAAAAGUUUUAUUUAUUGGUCCCUAAUAAAAAUAGUUGUGUUUUCAACAAAAAACAAACAAACAAAUUUCUGAGACAAAAUUAAAAUGAAUCAAUAAAGACAUUUGAAAUUUGUAGAACUCCAAAUAUUUUCAUAUAUUUAUUUUAACACAUUUAACAAAUAAUUAAUCAUGAAAUAAUUUUAUGAUGAUUUAUCGUUAACAUAAAAACAAUUGAAAAGUUCAAAUUGAUUUUAUUAUUCGACAGGUCGACCACUGUGCCCCUAUAACUUAACGUUAAUUAAUCAGUCCCAUGACAACGCCAUUCUCACCUGGAUACCUGGAUUUGACGGUGGCUUGCCUCAGACGUUUGUGAUAGUCCUAACUACGCCAAACUCAUCUACACCUUCACCUGGCCUCGAUGAUUCUGUUGUAGUGGCACAUGUGCCACAAACAAAGAAUGAUUUUAUGGAAUACAACCUGACGGACCUGUCCAACCGGACACAUUCCGUGGUUCACGUGCAGCCUGAAAAUGCGGAGGGAGCAAGACAAUGUCCCGACGCCAACAUCGCGUUGACUCAGUCAGGUAACAAGUUUAUUUGUCUUAACGAAUGUGUGUUUUCAGUUGGGUUAUUGCAUAAUGUUAUUGCAUGGGAAUUCUGUUUGUUGUGUAUGUUCCGUUAUUGAACUAAAAUCUCAUAUAAACAUAGUGAAUGUUAAUUCAUCAGUGUUUUCGUGAAUCUUGAAUUCUUUAGAGUAUAGUAUGUUUAAAUAAACAUGAUAUAUCAAUUCAAAAAUCGUUGGAAUUUUUCAUGGGAUCAAUGGCUAACCCCCCCCCCAGCUACCCCCCCCCCGUGCUUAUAACAGGUUUAUUUGUAAAAAAUUAACGCAGUCAUCUGUGGGUUUAAUACGCUGUGACUUUAUUCUAUAUUUAGCUUACAACAGCCAGUCAUUGCAAAACGGAAAUUAAAUCCAUAACGUAAUUGCUUGAAUAAAUUCAUAUCGUUAGGACUUCGUUUUAAAUACAUGCUCUUACACAUGGCUCAUAAGACAUGAGAUGUGAUUUGAUAAUGGAGAACAACGAUUGCCUCCGAACCAAGAAAUAUACAUUUUCUUUUAAAAAUCGCAGAAGAAAAAAUCCGUUUCAAAAGCCUUUACUACUUUCACUUUAUUCGAUGAGGUAAGAUUUAACUAAAAAUUUUAAAUCUAAUUCGGUCGUUAUGUUAGAUUCACUACUUUGACAUAAUUAAAUAUUCAUAGAAUCUCUUUUGAGGUGUUAAUUAAAUAUUUUAUCCCAUUUUAUCUACUUUAAUUUCUGGUCUUCUAUUUCAUUUUUAGAUUUGACCAUUGUGAUGUAAUUUCCUUAUGUACUAAAUGCAGAAGAGAUCGGACGUUUCAGUCAAUCUGGAAAUCAUGAUCAAUUUUUUUUUAAUGUAUUGUUAUAAUUGUCAAGAAAGUUAUGUUGGAACUUGACAUGAAGUAGCUGUAAGUAUUAACGAACCACGCAGAACCAGGGAGUGGUUUUUUGGAGAACCCACAGCCACUUUUUUUGGUUUUCUGCCCCAUGCAUUCAAAUUUGAUAUUUUAUAUUUAUUGCCCAGCAUAAAAAAAUUGGCCACAUUAAAUAUCUCAGUCCCCCUGAAGCCACAGGGCUUUCAAUGCCCCCGCAACCGCUCUGGCUACAGCAAUAGCUUGUCAAAUUGCAGUAUAAAACACACAAAAUUAUGAUUGUGAUUUUGCUUUUUAUAAAGCUCAAAGACGCAGUCCUCAGUGUCAAUCAUGUUUAUUGUGAAUUUUUCUUUAUCUUUGAAAGUGUUCCCACCCUAUGUUUUCUCACAUGGUAAAAGACAUUUUUCUGGGUGGUCGAGUGGUCUAAACUGAGGAAAUCUCAAGUUGAUAGUCUGGAGUUCAAAGCCCAGUCAAGCAAAAAACACCAGCACCCCUGGGUGGAUGGGACUCGUUAACCUUGGAUUGGAUGCUCAUCUAAGAAAAGGAAACUCUGAAUUCAAAGCCGUAAGGCGGAUAACAUUGGUACAAUGGAACAUUCCGGCAACUCCACUGGUGCCAAGCUGUAUCAUCCACAUGAGAGAAACAGCUUAUACUCCUAGAAAAAUAAUCUCAGACCUUCUUGAUUUCGUUCUGCGAAGUUCACACCAUCGUCACAUUGUGACGGACGGAUGCCAAGAAAGUAUUAUUUGAUAAACAAUAGAUAUUAGUUAAUUCAUGAGUAUGCAUUCGUUUUAUUCGUAUUCUCCCCUCUGUGUUCUAAGCAGGGUCACGUGAUGAUCUACUCUGGGUAAUAAUCUACUCUGCUUCCAGUGUCACGCUGACUGCUCUAUUCAUGGGCGUGUUCAUCUGGGCGCUACGUAAACCUCAGAAGCGCAAAACUCAUUUUGAUGGUAGGAAGAAAUUGCAUAUUGAAUCUUGUGAAUGUUAUAGUUAGUAUUAUUAUGGCUAACACAAUGAACACUCACACGUUGUAUCCAGCUGCGUGUCCAUAUCUUGAAUGGCUUGUUACAAGCAAAGAUCACAUGACCUCUCCCCUCUCACCCCAUGCAUCACGGUCCUCUCCUAUUCCGAACAAAGGGAAACAACUGUAACAACACAACGACCUCACAACAGUGACCACCUUGCACAUACUACUAUUUAUAUUUUAAAAAAUAAUAAGAUAAAUAAUUUCGGAGCGGAGCUGAAAUGGAGCUCGUUAAACAAACAAACAACAAACCUGUUCCACAAACCUGGUAUCCAUGGAUUUUAUUACCGCAUGUUUGGCGCACCGGUAACGUGAUCCAAAUUCUCCGCUCAUGCUGCAAGUUUGAAACAAAACAAUUUUAAAACGUCUGUGCCAUUAGGAUACAGCGAUGGGAGUAACGUAUUAGAAUGUCAAUAAGUUGUUUCAUGGAGUUUCGGGAAUCACAUAUUCGUUCAAUGCCGAUCAAGAAUCGAUGCAUCGAAGCAUCGAUACAGCUAUCAUCUAAUUAUUGAAGAAUCGAUACAGAUUUCAUUUUAACAAUCAAAGCAUCAACUAUUGAAAGAUAGAUUCAGUCGUCAUUUAACCAUCGAAUCAGAGCCGGCGCUAGGGGAUGGCGAAGUGGGCGACCGCCCAAAGCCCUACGUUUGUGGGGCCCCGCAUAUGUCAUAAGUAUAUAGUAUAUUUAUAAUAUGCAUAAGCCUACUAAGAGUUCCUAAUCCAGUCAACACAAUAUUCGGAGUUAUUAGAUGGUCUGAAGGCCAGUCUUCGAGAGGAAUCUCGGUAACAAUGGAGCCGCGAUGAGUAAUUUGGGCCAGGGCAAUUAACUGUUACAGGAAAAAGUAAAAAUUUCGGAAACUAAGCGAGUGAACAAAUAUCCGUUAUGACGCGUCCCAUUAUGACCAGCAAGGCCCCAGUGCCUUAAUAUCAUAUCGGCGGAAGAUAUCACGUCAACGGCCCCGCAAAUUUCAAUUUGCCCAAGGCUACGCCCGUCUCCUAGCGCCGGCCCUGCUCGAAUCAUUAAUGAAACUCAAAUUCUUAUGUUUCUCUAGUUCUAAGAAGGGAAUCGGAAAGAACACGCGUCUAUUUAUUAUUAUUUUUUUUUUUUUUUUCUUUUUUGGUCCCAAAUUCAGACUAAGUUAUUUUUAAUUUGAGUUUGUCCAGUUGAGUGUAUGCUUUUUAAUUUUUAAUAUCACGUCAACGGCCCCGCAAAUUUCAAUUUGCCCAAGGCUACGCCCGUCUCCUAGCGCCGGCCCUGCUCGAAUCAUUAAUGAAACUCAAAUUCUUAUGUUUCUCUUGUUCUAAGAAGGGAAUCGGAAAGAACACGCGUCUAUUUAUUAUUAUUUUUUUUUUUUUUUCUUUUUUGGACCCAAAUUCAGACUAAGUUAUUUUUAAUUUGAGUUGGCCCAGUUGAGUGUAUGCUUUGAAAUCUUUUUAUUUUUGUGUGCUAAAACCCCCAUUAGUUUCACUUUUGUAAGUUAACUGAUUUCAUAAUAGGGCUGAAAAAUAUUUGCAAGUGUCUUAAAAUGUUGUUCUCUGGUCGAAAAACGCGAUGACGUGAAAUCACAUCGAGAGACAUGGUGGAUUGUUUUUUUUUUUUUUUUUUUUUUUUGUUUUUGAUUGUUGGGGCGGUUAUAUUUUAUUUUUUUUUAAUGUCAUUAAUUUUACAUUUUAAUGUUUUUUUUUUUUUUUUUUUUUUUUUUUUUUUUUUUUUUUUUUUUUUUUUUUUUUUUUUUUUUUUUUUUUGUAUUUGAUUGUUGGGGCGGUUAUAUUAUAUAUUUUAUUAAUGUCAUUAAUUCUACAUUUUAAUGAUGUUUCUUCUAGCGGUAGAGGAGAGGUCAGGGGUCGAAAGGAAACGAGGAGAAAACAUAGUUCAGAAUUCUCUAAGCCCUGAAAACAACUUCCCUGAAAACGAGUCAAUUAAUCUCUACACCAAAGGUGAGAUUUUUUAUUUUGUUUCCUCCUUCAAUACACUUUACAUAUUUUGUCCAGGCAUUCAUUGUACUUUAACUUGUCGAGUGCUGCUUCCAUUGUUAUUUAACUUGUCGAGUACUGCUUCCAUUGUUAGUUUAACUUGUAGAGUACUGCUUCCAUUGUUAGUUUAACUUCUCAAGUACUGCUUCCAUUGUUAGUUUAACUUGUCGAGUACUGCUUCCAUUGUUAGUUUUACUUGUCGAGUACUGCUUCCAUUGUUAGUUUUACUUGUCGAGUACUGCUUCCAUUGUUAGUUUAACUGGUCAAGUAUUGCUUCCAUUGUUAGUUUAACUUGUCGAGUACUGCUUCCAUUGUUAGUUUAACCUGUCAAGUACUGCUACCAUUAUUAGUUUAACUUGUCAAGUACUGUUCCUAUUAUAACUUUAAAAUGUCAAGUGCUGCUUCCAUUGUUAGUUUAACUUUUUAAGUACUUUUCAACACCUACCAGACCUGUACUUGACUUGUGUAAAAUGGAAAUAAAUUAUUUUAACACUGAUGAGUAGCUAGAAAUAAUAAUUAUUUAACACUGAGGAGUAGCUACAAAUAAUCGUAAAUUUAACACUGACCGAAAAGAUAGAAAUAAUCAUUAGCUGAGACGCAGAGGGGCUGCACGCGUAGAGACGUGGCCGGGCUGAACGGCCGACGGCGCGGCCACAGUGUGUGCCAGGACGCAGUGUUUUUGUUUCCAACUGUCACAGAGCUGUUGUUUUAUUCCAGAGACCCUUUCCUCGAACAAGGCUGGCUGUCCGAACAAGGGCGGGUUUAUGGCAAGAAAACCUGCGCCAGCCGAGGGACAAAUCUACGCCAACGUCAAAUCGUUAAAACGUUAGUAUGUGUGUGUGUGUUUGGGGGGGGGGUGCGUGAAUGAGCAUGAUUGUCUUUUUGUGGUUGUGUUUGUGCGUGCGUGUAUUUGUGUAUGUGUGUGUGUGUGUUUGUAUGUGCGGGGGUCUGUUUCGUGUGUGUAUGUGCGUGCUAUGUUUCAAUUUUUUCGUCAUUGUAUUCUUCUUUGUGUGUGUGUGUGCCUGGCUGUGAUUAUGCGUACUUGUUUGUGCGUAUGUGUGUGUGUGCAAGUGUGUGAUUAGUCCACCAAGCACAAAAUGCCACGAGGCAUAAUUGGUACCGUAAUUAUUAUUUUUAUUAUUGAAAUGUUUUUUGUUUUUUUUUAAUUUAGAACUAUAAGGGCAGAACUUAUCUGGCAAUAAUGAACUAUUUUUCAACAUUGUUUUAGCCACAAGAGAGGACGACAACCCUUCACAAGGCAUAUACAACAACCCUUCACAGGGCAUAUACAACAACCCUUCACAGGGCAUAUACAACAACCCUUCACAAGGCAUAUACAACAACCUUGGUCAUGUAAUGGUAAGCAGCUUACACACACACAACAAAAAAAGCCAUUCAAACACGCAUACCAAACCAAGAGUAAGCAUGUCUCGUCACGUGAGAAAUGCAUUGUUAUAAAAAAAAUAUGAAGACAUGUUAAAGAAGAUCUAAAAAGAUUGAAAGCUUUCUUGCAUAAUUUAAAUUUUAUUGAAUUCAUACACUCUUUUGUCGAGUCAAGACCAGAAAAGCUGAUGAAGCAAUUUAUACAUUUUUUAAAAAAAGAUAUUUUGAAAAGCUGUAAAGAAUUUGUUACUUUUUAACGUCUUAAUAUCAUUUCUGUUUAGGGGUAGAAGUUUUAUUAUGGGCGAAACAAAGUUUGGUGGAUGAAUGUUCCUUCAAAUGCGGAAAUUUGUGAAGAAAAAUUAGUUUGUGAGGGAGGGGGAGGAUUUUUCCGACUAGCAAUUUUUAAAUAUUUGUUGCUUUUGGUGUUUUCUCUGUGGGUUUAAUUUAGUUUGAUUUGCAGGCGUCCUCAGUAGCUGAUCUAUUUGAAAAAUUGCGAAAUAAUUAUUAUAUUUUCCCACCGUGAAGUUAGUAAAACUUUAUGAGGGAGACCACUCUUAAUGUUUGGUUGCUAUUAUCAACUAUUGUAAACAAAAAAGGAAGUUUGGAUUUGAAUUUUUUUUUAUUUUUUCAAGAAUCACAGGUCUGGUUGACUAAUGGAAUGAUUAUGUUAUCAUACUUAAUUAUAAGAUUAAAUUUCGUGAUUUUCUCUUUAUAUUCUGUACAAUGCUUGAUGGCUUUUUUUUUUUUUUUUUACAUUUGAUAUAAUUCACAAUCGAUUUUUUGUUUUUUUUGGGGGAAACUGAUACUCAUUCGGACAAGUGGGUGCAAGUGAGGGGGGUAUGGAAGUCCUUAUUUUUUUUUUUUUUUUUUUGUUUUUUGUUCUUUGUUUUUUUUUUUUUUUUUUUUUUUUUACAUUUGAUAUAAUUCACAAUCGAUUUUUUGUUUUGUUUGGGGGAAACUGAUACUCAUUCGGACAAGUGGGUGCAAGUGAGGAGGGUAUGGAAGUCCUUUAUGAAUACUUUAUCUCAUUAAGCAAACGAUUUAACACUUGAUAAAUACAAAUGUAUGUUUCUAUUAAUUUAAUUGUUUAAGAGCAGAUCACAUGGAUUAUUACAUAAAACGUAAUUUUGAUGUUUUCUUGCUGUUGUAAACAAUAGAUUAACAAAUAACAAAAUAAACGAAAACUUGAUUUUAUUUUUAUUCUGCGGGAACACAAAAAGUAGUUUUAAAACUAAAACUUUAUGCGGAGUGAAAAAUUUCCUUACUGUAUAAUUAUUCUAUAUGUUAUCUAUCGUCCUAAUACUGGCAUGUUCCCUUCACCAACAGCCAUCAAAAACAGUUGCAGGACCGUAUCAAACUAAUAAGGUCAAUUUCAAGAAUAAAGUUUGUAAUCAAGUCGAUGGAGGCCAAAGUGGCCGGACAGUUAGCCCCGGGGGUCUCAUCUACCUAAGCGUCGUGGUCGACCCUAAGACGGAGGAGGCGCAGAUCCACAAAUCGCAAGCAACGCUGCCUCGGCAACGCACGGAAUACAUGACGUUAGAUCUUAAGGCAACCUCAAGGUGCUGAAAGUGAAGAGCGAGCUAACAAAAGUAUAAGGACACAGUUGAUUCUUUAUAGUUUGAAUCUAUUGAAGUAUCUGUCAGAUGAACUGUAUUAGGCUUUACCUCGCAGCUUUUAAAAGGAUAUAUGACAUUCAUAACAAAACUGUAUAAUUAAGAAAGUAAAUUAAAUGCAGUCAAACGAAAUUAUUUCACUUGGGUGAAUUAGAUGAAUAACUUAUAAGGUACAGUCUCGACUGAGACUUUUAACAGCAUGGUGUAAACAUCAUUCACCCCCCCCCCAACUUACUAGCCAAUUUUGUUUAAAAUAAUCAUGAAGUCUAUGAUGUAUACAUAGUCAAUGUCUUUUCUUCUCAAUUCAAACGGAUUUUUUAAAUAAAUUUUUAAUUGUAAUUUCAACAAUAAAA